Molecule: messenger RNA, 911 nt
Organism: Papaver somniferum (opium poppy)
Lineage: Eukaryota; Viridiplantae; Streptophyta; Magnoliopsida; Ranunculales; Papaveraceae
Exons: 3
Coding region: 10-486 (158 amino acids)
Source: RefSeq, a predicted model, not a curated record
CAUAAAAAGAUGUCUUCAGUGAGAUCGAUUUUGAAGAAGACUUAUUCUUGUUUCGAAAAAUCAACAUUAGGUUUCAUGGAAGGAAAUCAAAGGAUUCGGCGUUUCAAAUCUGAUGCCAAGGGUUGUCCCGGUUACCGAGAUACUAGUAGACACUUUGAAACCAAGGAGGAAGAGGAGAAAUUCAAUGAGGUGAAAUUUGGUAGAUAUCUGCUAACAAGGUUUGAGAUUCCUGAUUAUGGAAAGAUAUACCAGCAGCUUGCGCGUGAUUUAAUGGAUGAGGAAUAUUGGCAGAAAUAUGGUCCGCCACCUGAGUUGACUAAGACUCCGAGUGAAAUUGAAUAUCUAAAACAACUUGAUGAGGCGAUGGAAAGACAAAAGGAAGUCGAGUAUGAGAUUGAUGACAAAAGACUUGAGGAAGAGGUGGAAGAAAUAAUCAGGUCAGGGGAUCUCUCAGUGGAGAGGCUUCGUUGUCGAAAGAUUCAAUGAUUGCAGCUUUUGCUUGGAGAAACCCUAUUUACAAGUCUUGUGUUCUGCUUUAUGAAAGAUUUAAUCACAACGAUUGCAGCUUUUGCUUGGUGGAAGAUUUACACCUGAGCCACAUCAGUGGAAGAACUAAAAUGUAUCUUUUCUAACGUCAUUUUUUUUUUUGAGGAUUUGUUUUUAACUAAAAUAGUGACCACUAGCUGCUAGAACACUAUUGCCACGAAGGUAGGCCGGACAAAAAAAACGUAAUAUCGCCGAUUGUAUUACGUGUUAUAUAUUCUUUUUUUGUUGGAAUGUUAUUUUUGAGGCAUAUACAUCGUUUUAGUGGUUACAUAACUAAAUUAGUGGAUGCACGAACCAAAAUACGACUGUGUAAAUUGUUGUGCAUCCUUUGUGAUGGCUUCAUAAUUCAUUUAUGCAUUUUUUUC